This is a messenger RNA of Trematosphaeria pertusa, 2728 nucleotides long. RefSeq names its product glycoside hydrolase family 81 protein. NCBI's taxonomy places the organism in Eukaryota, Fungi, Ascomycota, Dothideomycetes, Pleosporales, Trematosphaeriaceae. Gene Ontology annotation, cellular component: cell surface. The record is from RefSeq and is a predicted model, not a curated record. Gene Ontology annotation, molecular function: endo-1,3(4)-beta-glucanase activity; glucan endo-1,3-beta-D-glucosidase activity. The coding region runs from base 310 to 2490 and encodes 726 amino acids. The transcript is spliced from 7 exons.
CAACAACAUCGUAUAAACACGAACGGGAACUACGAAUGGAAGCGACGGACGGGCCGCUUCCGUAGUCAAUGGCAUGCGGUAGCUGCGGGGCAUCCUGACCUGAAGUGAUCUGACGGCGGUAGAAACUCUAUAUCUUCCUCCCCGCCAUGUGGACCGGAUACAGGUGAACUCCACUUCGCGCUUCAGUUUUAACCCUCUUCAAAACCUCAGUACUGUCGAGCUCUCCGAUUGUCAAGUUUCCUAAGUUUCAGUGUCGCCCCUUCCGCCUGUGUUCCUUCUCCUCACAGAAUCCCUAAACCCGAAAUCAUAAUGUCUCCAAACAUCUUCUGCCCAAUUGACGAUCCUCUGCCAAUUCCCAUCCGGGGCGACCACCCGGUCCCUCGGAAGGGGAUAUGCACGAGAACCGCGUCUGUUGACGAUCCACACCCAACAACACCGCUCGUCCAACAGCCGCCCGAUGACCCUCUGCAAACCAACAAGUUCUACGCCAACCUGUUCCUCGGUGCCCAAAGCAACUCCGCAUGGACGCACCCAUACUCCGUCUGCUGGGCCAAAGGAACAGGCAACGCGCGAAGCUGGGGCUUGAACAUCUCGCACAUUGAACGUGAGCAACUCGCGUUCGGCCCAGCAACUUCGACCGGCGCCGCGCAGUACUUUAUCAAUCCAAUUGGCAUUCAAAGCAUGCUACUCUCUGCUUCAGAGCUGAACUCUGCUACCAGCCUCACGACUGAUUCGCUCGAUGCAUUCAGCGUUAACGCGAACCUUGCGCCCUCAGCCGGCGCAGCGCCCAUCAUCACCUUCCCCCUCGUUCAGGGAAUGGGUUUUGUUACCGGCGUAUAUAAGCAGUGCACGCCUUUGAUCCAGUCGUCCGUUUUCUUCCGCGAACUCACGGCGGUGGGCACUAUUGAUAACGGUGCAACCACCAAAUACCGUGCCCUCCUCGAAGACGGCCGUGUCUGGCUGAUCUAUCUGACUCCCACAUCCGCUGCUGGCGGUGCGGAGCGUCUGGCCAAGACGAGCAACACAUGCAUCCAAGGCCGUCAAGGCUACGGCGGCACAAUCCAGGUCGCCAAACUGCCAGCUGGCGGCGACGAAGGGCUCUACGACCGCAGUGCUGGGGCGUAUCCUCUGUCUUGCAAAGUCUCCGCAAGUAACGAUGGGGCCAACGCGCAAUACUGCUUCAACUGGAAGAAAGCAGGGCUGCCGAAGCCGCUUUUGAUGUUCGCGCUUCCGCAUCACGUGCAAUCUUUUGAUGGAAGUACGGCUGGCAAGAUCAACGCGCUCCGUCUUUGGACUACUACCAAAGGCCAAGCGGCGGGGGUGACCGCGGACGAAUGGCGCCUGAACGAGACUCUUCCGCUUAACAUGGAAUUUGCGCCCUGGCGUCGCGAUAACCAGUCGAUAACGUCUAUUUCGAGCGCGGCCAUCUCCGCCGUCAACGCUGCCGCCAUCUCCGAGGUCGAGCAGGACGUCAUGGCUCAAUGCUGCCUGGACAGCAUGUACUUCAGCGGCAAGGGCUUAGCGAAGUUCGCAAUGAUGGUCUACACCCUGCACUUCCUCGCCCACAACACCGAUCUCGCCAAGAAGGGCCUCGACAAGCUGAAGGCUGCCUUCGCCGUCUUCGUCGAGAACCGCCAACGCAACCCACUAGCUUACGACUCCAGCUGGAAGGGCGUGAUUUCCACUGGCGGUCUUGGCGGCGAUCCGGGCGUCGACUUCGGAAACAGCUUCUACAACGACCACCAUUUCCACUACGGCUACUUCGUAUAUGCGGCGGCGGUCGUCGGUAAGAUCGAUCCGAGCUGGCUGAACCAGGGGAAGAACAAGACGUGGGUGAAUAUGCUAGUGAAGGACUUUGCGAAUCCAGUACACGACAAGAUGUUCCCGUUCUCGCGGGCCUUCGAUUGGUGGCAUGGACAUAGCUGGGCCAAAGGUCUCUUCGACUCCGCAGACGGCAAGGACGAAGAGUCCACCAGCGAGGAUGGCUUCGCCUCCUACGCCCUGAAAUUAUGGGCCAAGGCUAUCGGCGACACCUGCAUGGAAGCGCGCGCCAACCUGAUGCUUGCUAUCCAAGCGCGUACCUUCUCCACCUAUUUCCUCAUGGAGAAGUCGAACAAGGUGCAGCCCCCGCAGUUCAUCGGAAAUAAGGUGACCGGCAUCCUGUUCGAGAACAAGAUCGACCAUGCGACCUAUUUUGGCAUGAAUACCGAAUACAUCCAAGGAAUCCACAUGAUCCCCAUCAACCCGUCCUCCGCCCUGACACGCAACCCCACCUUCGUCCGCGAAGAAUGGGACACGUACUUCAGCAACGGGCGUGUCGAUAGCGUGGGUGGGGGAUGGAGGGGCAUCUUGUAUUCUAAUCUUGCGCUCAUUGAUCCGAAGGCGGCUUAUGGGUUCUUCUCUAAGCAAGGCUUUGACUGGGGCUGGUUGGAUGGAGGGGCGAGCCGAACAUGGUAUUUGGCGUACUGUGCUGCUAUGGGUGGGUGUUGAAGAGCCGAGCUUGUGAGGCGAGGUUUGUAAGGGGAAGAUUGGCCAGGUCUGUUAGUGCUGGGGGUCGAGAGAUGAAGUGGCAGUGAGUGGAAGAAAAGUCCAAUUGAAACGUUAUGAUAUGGGAUUCCUAAAAUAAGGGUGGCCGUGAGGAUGGCUCUCGCUAGAUCCCGGACCACGAACCCGAGAGCCGGCAUCGUAUCCAUGAAUUUUGGUCAAUUCACCACCUCGACACAGGCCC